AGACAAAAAAACACAUAUUUUGAUUGCCAUGGGGAAGGGUGCGAGCAAAGAAAAAACGACGACAGAGGAAAAAAGUCAUGAAGACGGAACCACGAAAAAGCCGCCAACGCAAUCAGACUGCAAAGACCCCAGCAUAGAAUCUAAAGAUCUCUUUAAUGACUCUGAUGAGUUUUUCAUUAUCUCAGAUGGUGGUGGAAGCAAAGUCAAGCCAGUCACGCUCAAAUGGGAACACGGUGGAAAGGAUGUGUUCGUUGCUGGUAGUUUUAACGAAUGGAAACUGGACAUCAAGCUUAAAAAAAAACAAAAAAACACAUAUUUUGAUUGCCAUGGGGAAGGGUGCGAGCAAAGAAAAAACGACGACAGAGGAAAAAAGUCAUGAAGACGGAACCACGAAAAAGCCGCCAACGCAAUCAGACUGCAAAGACCCCAGCAUAGAAUCUAAAGAUCUCUUUAAUGACUCUGAUGAGUUUUUCAUUAUCUCAGAUGGUGGUGGAAGCAAAGUCAAGCCAGUCACGCUCAAAUGGGAACACGGUGGAAAGGAUGUGUUCGUUGCUGGUAGUUUUAACGAAUGGAAACUGGACAUCAAGCUUAAAAAAAAGAAAGGGGUACAUGAAGUAACCCUGGAUUUACCACCUGGAACUCACGAAUACAAAUAUCACAUCGAUGGAAAAUGGAUACAUAAUGAUAAACAGAAAACCGUGAAUGACGACUACGGAGGAAGCAAUAAUGUCAUUGCAGUAGAAUGAUGAACUUAAGACCUCUUAGAUUCUUUUUAUUGUAUUUAUCUGUUCUAUAUAACACAUAGCAUCACCAACACGCUAGUAUUGGUCCGUUAACACGUAACAACAGUAUGGGUCCUACCAUAACCACGCACCAAUGUAUCAAACGUUACUUAUAAAAACGAAAGCAAGUAGAUGUAAUUUUUUAUAUUUUAUUCUUAAUUUAAUCAAUGUUGAUUUAAUCCUGGUAACGUAUCCAGUCAAAGUUGAAUUGUUUUCGAACAGCUUUAUUCAUACCUGACAAAUCUUAGUUAGGACAAUCUUAUAAUGGUGUUUUUCUUGUAAAAAUUUAAAUACAUUAAAUAUUUAGUAUAAAAA
Molecule: messenger RNA, 1097 nt
Organism: Hydractinia symbiolongicarpus
Lineage: Eukaryota; Metazoa; Cnidaria; Hydrozoa; Anthoathecata; Hydractiniidae
Product: 5'-AMP-activated protein kinase subunit beta-2-like
Exons: 6
Coding region: 156-746 (196 amino acids)
Biological process (GO): signal transduction
Cellular component (GO): cytoplasm; nucleus; nucleotide-activated protein kinase complex
Molecular function (GO): protein kinase binding
Source: RefSeq, a predicted model, not a curated record